Cydia pomonella (codling moth) is the source of this 978-nucleotide messenger RNA. Its product is annotated as tyrosine-protein phosphatase non-receptor type 9-like. Gene Ontology annotation, molecular function: protein tyrosine phosphatase activity. NCBI's taxonomy places the organism in Eukaryota, Metazoa, Arthropoda, Insecta, Lepidoptera, Tortricidae. The coding region runs from base 1 to 978 and encodes 325 amino acids. The transcript has a single exon. The record is from RefSeq and is a predicted model, not a curated record. Gene Ontology annotation, biological process: protein dephosphorylation.
AUGGGAAACACCUGCUUCAAAAACCUCAGCGCUAGUGAGCUGCUGGAGAUGACAAGUCACCGUAAUUUCUGCAAGCUCGUCCGCCGAGAACACAAUCAAGUGAUGGGAGUUCCUCUUCGAGGUACAACCGCUAAUUUUUCAAGAGAAGAAAACUCGGAAAAAAAUAGGUACAUUGACAUUCCGUGUUGGGAUCAUUCGCGAGUGAUCGUAAGCAACCGUGAAAGUUUAGUUUUUGAUGAGGACGAUUGGGACUCUUCGCGAAUAGUGAUAACAUCUGAGAGGAACGCGUCGACGUACAUCCACGCCAACUACGUCGACGGAUUCGAGGCCAUCAACAAGUACAUCUGCACCCAAACCCCGAUGGAAAACACGUGGGAAACUUUUAUAAAGCUAAUUUGGGAACAAAAUUCCCGUGUUGUUGUGUCGCUGACGGACUUGAACAAAGAUAACCAGAAAACCUAUGACCUUUGGGUGAAACCCCAGGGUUCUGAGACUAUCAUCGGAAGAUACGUCGUGAAAACCCUUGAAAUAUCUGAAGAACAGAUUUUUACCAAAACCCGACUGCUGAUCACCAACAGAACCACCGAAACCUCAAAAGAGAUAACCAAUUUUUGGUUCACCGACUGGCCGGACAACACCAUUCCUACCGGUCUGGAAGAGUUCCUGGAUCUCCGGAGCGAAGUGAACCGAGAACAGUUCAGACUGAUGAUGGAAACGGAGAGUAAUUCCCGAACUCCAGGACCUAUAGUGAUCCAUUGCUCUACAGGAGCAGGUUUGACGGGAACCUAUUGUGCCAUAGAUAACGCCUUAGCACAGCUUGAUAAGGAGAGCAGGGUUUCGAUACCUCAAAUUGUGGUAAAGAUCAGGAGCCAAAGACAUUCCAGUGUUUUUCGCCCGGAACAGUAUGCGUUUUGUUAUAAAGUUUUGGAACAUGUUUUGCUGGCGGAAGCCAAAAAACAGCCGAAGGGAUACUCUUAA